This is a messenger RNA of Musca domestica (house fly), 1335 nucleotides long. Its product is annotated as probable serine hydrolase. The record is from RefSeq and is a predicted model, not a curated record. The transcript is spliced from 2 exons. Lineage: Eukaryota; Metazoa; Arthropoda; Insecta; Diptera; Muscidae. Bases 131 to 1132 code for a protein of 333 amino acids.
CUGACGUUUUCUUAAGUAUCGAGACAUACACACGUUGAGAGUUAGUAGUAAAGAGUCCGCGCUAUGGAGCUGUGAGGUGCUGUUGGUAUGUCGAGUAAACAAAGCUAGCACCUAAUUUUUGAAAACAAUAAUGGAUAAACGUGUGGAUGAAAUACCGUUUGAGGACAUAAAAAUCGAUGUGCCUUGGGGUGAGGUAGUUGGACGAUGGUAUGGCAAUCGCAAAGUUCGUCCAAUUCUUGCAAUACAUGGUUGGAUGGAUAACCUGGGCACAUGGGAUCGCUUAAUACCGCUUUUACCCAAACACAUUGGCAUAUUAUGCAUUGACCUGCCCGGCCAUGGAAGAUCCUCUAAACUGCCACUUGGCAUCACAUACCAUGUAUUCGAAUAUAUUUUUAUGAUUGUGCGAAUCGUCAAGGAAUACAAGUGGCGAAAAGUGUCGUUAAUGGGACACUCCAUGGGCGCCAUUAUCUGUUAUCACUACACAGCCCUGAAUCCUCACAUGGUUGAUAUGCUGAUACAAAUCGAUUUGAUCAAAGAUGUUUACAAUUCGACAAAUAACCAAAUCAAACAAAUCCAUACACGAAUCGAGAAACUCCUAAUUGAAAAUGAACGUUUGGAUAAGUUGGACAUUAAGACGCCGCCAUGUUAUUCGUACGAAGAAUUAGAGGAAGCGCUUUAUAGAGGCUCAAAUCAAUCGGUGGAAAAGCAGUUCUGUAAACAUUUGCUAAAUCGCAGCAUAGCCAAAGCAGAACAACACCCAGCUAAAUUUUAUUUUUCUCGAGAUCCACGUGUCAAGUACCAAGUCCGAAUGUCUGGAGAACACAAAUUCGGACUAGAACUGGCCAAACGAAUUCGCAACAUCCCCUACAUGAUCAUUCGAUCGGAUGAGCAAAGUUUGAUGACUGCCAAGGACGAGGAAAUUGUCGAUGUACUCCGGGCAAAUAAUCCGCAUUUUAAAUAUAUUCGAGUGAAGAAUUCCACCCACCAUUUGCAUUUAAAUAAUGCCGAAGAGGUGGCGUCCCAUUUAAAUCCUUUUAUUUUGCGGCAUCGUCCGGUUAUAUUGGACAGUUGGUCGGUGGACGGUAAUGGCAAUAAUAGUGUGAACAAAGCAUCUGUGAAUAGUAAACUAUAGGAACAAUAUUUGCAAUUGGAUUUGUAUUUUGAAUGUAGAGGUUGAACCGAAAAUAAUCAAUUUGUGAAACUUUAAAUUUUAUUCAUCAAAUUUUGCGCAUAAUUGUAUUAAAUAUAGUAUUUAUUCAUAUUUGUAUAGUAUUUAUAAUAAGUGGGAUGUGAUUUCUUAGAAAAUGACAAAUAAAGGUUCGUUUUAUAAAUAAA